AUGCAAGCCCUUCCCCUUGCAGUCACCUUCACCUUCGGGUAUUCAAACGGGGACAUGGAGGGGGAAUCCUUUUCGUUGUUGCAAAGCCAACCUCUUCCACUCCUUCGAGUGACGGAGGUGCGAGUGUUAGGAAAUAUGCGUGUUGAACCACAUUCUCCACUGGUUUGGAUUUACCAUCAUUCAGGGCCACGCAAUAUGAUCUUGCAUAGGGCUGCUUUGGUGUAUGUGGUGCAGUUAAGUGCGCUUCCAAAACACUGUGCCGUCACUACUUCCACCUCUAGCCUUUUGCCCUUUCAGACACACGGCGUCGGGGAUGUGUCUUGUGGAAGGAUGCACAGCGGAUUGUAUGAUGCUCCUUGGAAUCCUUGGAAAGACUUGGCGAGCUUGUCCAUUUCAGGUAGUAACGUUGGUGAUCAGUUGAGAGAAAAUGGUUGGUCUUCCUUCUCCCGUCGUGAGUGGGAUAUUUUUCAUGGACGUGCAGUACUGUUUACCUCGUCUGUGAGGGUUCCGCGGUGA
Trypanosoma grayi is the source of this 516-nucleotide messenger RNA. RefSeq lists its product as hypothetical. Lineage: Eukaryota; Euglenozoa; Kinetoplastea; Trypanosomatida; Trypanosomatidae. The record is from RefSeq and is a predicted model, not a curated record. Bases 1 to 516 code for a protein of 171 amino acids. The transcript has a single exon.